ACCAUAGCAUCAAAACCUGAAAAUAUAUUCUGGGGAUUUUAGUUUUGCAAAACCUGUGGGGGGAGAUUCUUGCUGUCUACUGUUGGUGUGGUGGUUUCUUCAACUGACAACAACAACAACAAGAUGCUGUUUUCCACUGCAGUGAUCGGUUGAGUAACGAGACUGAACUAUUGAGUUUAAGAUUCAACGUUUAAAGAAGUCAAGAAUCUUGUAGUUUGCUGAGAUGAAGUUCAUGAAACUUGGAUCCAAACCUGAUUGUUUUCAUUCAGAAGGGACCAACAACAUCAGAUAUGUUGCAUCUGAGUUGGCCUCCGACUUCGUUAUUCUUAUAGGAGAUGUGAAGUUCUAUUUGCACAAGUUCCCUCUUGUUUCCAAGAGUGCUUCUUUGCAAAAACUGGUGACAAGCUCAAACGAAGGAAACAGUGAUGAAGUUCACAUCCAUGACAUCCCAGGAGGGCCCACUACCUUCGAACUAUGUGCCAAGUUCUGUUAUGGGGUGACCAUCACAAUGAAUGCUUACAAUGUGAUUUCAGCACGGUGUGCUGCUGAGUAUCUGGAAAUGAGAGAAAAUGUUGAGAAAGGAAACCUGAUCCACAAGAUUGAUGUUUUCUUGAACUCAUGCAUACUUAAAAGCUGGAAGGAUUCCAUAAUAGCUCUCCAAACCACAAAACAUCACUUGCCCAUGUCUGAGGAGCUGAAGUUGGUUGGCCACUGCAUUGAAGCUAUAGCUUCCAAGGCAUCUACCGAUCCGUCCAAGGUGGAUUGGUCCUAUACGUAUAACCGGGAAAAGACACCAGAUGAAAAUAAUGGCAGUAUUGAUCCUUUAAGAAGCCCCCGGAUGGUGCCACAGGAUUGGUGGGUUGAUGACUUAUGUGAACUUGAAGUGGGCAUAUAUGAGCGAGUUAUCAAGAGUAUAAAAAACAAAAGGAUCAUUUCUGAUAAAGUCAUAGGAGAAGCUCUGAAAGCUUAUGCUUCUAGAAGGUUGCACAAGUAUGGUGAUGAUGCUUGGUCAAUAUUGGAUUCAAUUGUGUGGCUUCUACCUGCUCAGAAAGGCAGUGUCCCUUGUCGGUUCUUGCUGAAGUUACUGAAACUGUCCAUUUCACUUGAUGAUUCGGGAGAGGCUACAAAGGGCGAACUGAUCAAAAGAAUAGGCCACCAACUUGAGGACGCAUCCGUGAAUGAUCUUCUUUUGCUUCAAGCCCCACAUGUUGUGAAGGAAAUACUGGAGUUUACAUUGCAUGGUCGGGACACUUUGGAGGAAACUAGGAAUGAGAUAUACGAAGUUGAAAAAAAGUCGGCAGGGGUUUUGUCUCAUGUUUCACAAGGGAAGGUGGCAAAGUUAAUAGAUGGGUACCUUGCUGGCAUUGCAGAAGAAGAUCCCAAUCUUCAAAUGACUACUUUUGUUGGGUUGGCUGAGAUGGUCUUGCAUUUUCCCCGAGCUUCUCAUGAUGGACUUUACCGUGCAAUCGACAUGUUUCUCAUGAUGCACCCGGGGAUGAGCAAGAGCGAGCGAAAGAGAAUAUGCAAACUGAUGGACUGCAAAAAGCUGUCAGCAGAAGCGUGCAAGCAUGCUGUUCAGAAUGAGAGACUCCCAAUGCGCGUGAUCGUGCAGGUUCUGUUUUUUGAACAGGUAAGGGCAAAUGUGUCAUCAUCCGGAUGCACCACUCCCAAAACCAUUGAUGGGGCCUCCUGCAUUGGGAGCUCAAGAUCCAUUGAGACAACUAACACUGAAGAAGAAGAAGAAGAAUGGGAUGCUGACAAUAAGAAGAGCAGCAGCAUUGGUAAAAUGAAAGCCUUGUUGAUGUCUAAACGGAUAGUCUCCAAAAUGUUGGGGUCAAGUAAAAGUGGAGUUGGACAUGUGGAGAACAGUGGGUCUGAUUCUUCUGACAGUCUCGUCGAUGAAGCAAAAUCGUCACAUUCAAGAAGGGAUAGGCAUUCGGUUUCAUAGGAGAACCAAGGAACGACCUGUUAAGUGCUAACUAACUUUUGUUGAAGGGGUUUUGUUUUUCUCUGGUUUUAGGUUGGUAAUAUUAGCAUGUAAUGUCUCUAAGGUAAGAAACUUUGGUUAAAGAUGAAGAAAGCAUAUCAAAUAGCUCUGAAGCCUUUCACUGUUUAGCAGCUAAACUUUGAUGUAUAGAGUAAUCUAAUUUUAGCUCUUCUCUGCUCUAUUCAGUACUGAAAAAUGAAAUGAUGAUAUGUUA
Messenger RNA from Cuscuta campestris, 2201 nucleotides. The record is from the annotation of a GenBank genome assembly. Lineage: Eukaryota; Viridiplantae; Streptophyta; Magnoliopsida; Solanales; Convolvulaceae.